AUGGCUUCAAAUAAACUUAUUGCCAUUCUGGUCCUCAUCGUUGCACUUUCACUCCAAGGUGAUAACAAUAACGCCGUCGAAGCACAGCUCACGACAAAUUUUUACUCAACCUCUUGCCCUAAUCUUCUCUCCACCGUCCAAUCAACCGUUAAAUCUUCUGUUAACGGCCAGCCUCGAAUGGGUGCAUCCAUCCUCCGUCUCUUCUUCCACGAUUGCUUCGUCAACGGAUGCGACGGUUCGAUUCUACUAGAUGACACAUCAAGCUUUACGGGAGAACAAAACGCUGUACCAAACCGCCAAACUGCUCGCGGGUUUAAUGUGAUCGACAACAUCAAAUCAGCGGUUGAAAAAGCAUGUCCUGGGGUUGUGUCUUGUGCUGAUAUCCUAGCCAUUGCAGCUAGAGACUCCGUCGUACUCCUCGGAGGGCCGAAUUGGAAUGUGAAAGUGGGAAGAAGAGAUGCAAGAACGGCGAGUCAAGCCGCCGCGAAUAACAACAUUCCGGCGCCGACUUCGAGUCUUAGCCAGCUUAUUAGUAGUUUCAGCGCCGUUGGACUCUCCACCAGAGAUAUGGUUGCUCUCUCCGGCGCGCACACGAUCGGGCAAUCCAGUUGCAGGAACUUCCGAACAAGAGUCUACAACGAGACCAACAUCAACGCCGCCUUCGCUACCUUACGGCAAAGAUCAUGCCCAAGAGCUUCCGGCUCCGGCGACGCAAACCUAGCUCCACUCGACGUCACCUCAGCUGCUUCUUUCGACAACAGCUACUUCAAGAACCUCGUGGCUCAAAGAGGUCUCCUCCAUUCCGACCAGGAGCUCUUCAACGGUGGCUCCACCGACUCUAUAGUUCGCGGUUACAGCAACAACCCGUCGAGCUUUAGCUCCGACUUCGCGGCGGCUAUGAUCAAAAUGGGCGAUAUAAGCCCUUUGACUGGUAGUAGCGGUGAGAUCAGGAAGGUUUGCGGCAGCACCAACUGA
Messenger RNA from Microthlaspi erraticum, 975 nucleotides. NCBI's taxonomy places the organism in Eukaryota, Viridiplantae, Streptophyta, Magnoliopsida, Brassicales, Brassicaceae. The record is from the annotation of a GenBank genome assembly.